GAUGUAGCUGCCUCCGCACAGCUCAUAUACUCCCAUCUCUCCAGGUGGUUUAGCCUGUAGCUCAUUGCAGAUUAUGUUGUUCUACUUUUUCUUCCGAGUGGUUAGUGCCACAACCGCCUUUCUCUAUCCCGGGUAUGCAUCGUACAAGGUGCUCUCCCAGCGGCCUGCCGCAGAGGAAGAACUGGAACGAUGGCUGAUGUACUGGAGUGUCCUCGGCUGCAUCGUCGCGGUAGAGUACGUCGCCGAGUGGCUCGUCUCCUGGCUCCCCUUCUACUACACCAUCAAGACCAUCUUCCUGCUCUACCUCGCCCUCCCGCAGACGCACGGCGCGACGUACCUCUACCGCGCGCACCUCCGCCCGUUCUUCGCCGCGCACGAGCGCGAGAUCGACUCCGCGCUCGCCCAGCUCAAGACGUACAUCUACGCGUCCCUCCAGCGCAUCCUCCGCGCCGCCUGGGAGCACGUCUCCGGCACGCUCCGCCAGAUGAACAUCCCCGUCGCAGGCCCCGGCUCCGCCUCCAGCUCGGACGCGAAUGCGCAGGCGGGCGCAGCACCGCUACCUUCCCUCGGAGACCCCGUUUCGGGCCCCGCGCAGCUCGCCUCGGGCCUCUGGAGCACGUAUGGCCCGAGUGUCCUCGCGUCGGGCGCAGCGCUCCUCCGCCAGGCGCAGGCGUCCGCCGCGCAGGCUGCCAACGCCAACGCGGGGCACGCGCGGCGAGACGAGCUCGCGUCCGAGGCGCAGGCUCCGCCGUACGACCUCUCGGAGCCGGGCGCGCCGGUGCCCGAGGCGAACAACCCCUCGCGGUCGUCGUCGUCGGGCUCGCUCCGCCAGCGGACGGACAACGGGCGCUCGACCUUUGAGGAGGUCGAGGUGCCGAGUGACAUGGAAGGCGAAGGCGAGGGCGAGGGACGCCCUGCGCCUCAGCAGAGGCGGACGAGCUGGUUCGGGUGGGGCUCGUCGGGCGGGUAUGAGCGGGUAAAGAGCGAGUAAGGUG
Molecule: messenger RNA, 995 nt
Organism: Fomitopsis serialis
Lineage: Eukaryota; Fungi; Basidiomycota; Agaricomycetes; Polyporales; Fomitopsidaceae
Product: TB2/DP1, HVA22 family-domain-containing protein
Exons: 3
Coding region: 74-991 (305 amino acids)
Source: RefSeq, a predicted model, not a curated record